ACCAUAGAUGAUACAGUACUGACGUGGAUGUGAAACGUUUCCGGAUUCCGGUAUUCUGCUUGAAGCUAUCAUAGUAACGGGCAUAUCCGAGGUAAUUUACUAGUUUCCGUAAAUUAGGCAAUUUGUUCCAAAUAAACGCCGAGGAAAUUAUCGAGGUUAUACCAAGCAGCUGUGUAAGUGAGUUGGCAGAACUGGCCAGAGACAGUAAAAGAGAAUCUAUGUAUUAACAGAAAGGAUAUUGAUGCUGCAAGUGUAUUAAGCGAAGACAGUAGUAGUGACUGUGAGGAGGUAGAAUGAGUAGAGGAAGUACAGUCCAGUGCAAGAUGAUAUUAACUAUUCUAUAAUUAGUCUAGUAAAUAGUCUAUAAUUAUUAUUUUAUAGUAGAUCUACCCCUGUACCCAUGUAAUUAUAUCCAAAAAGCAAGUCACUCAAUGUUGAUAGCAUGCAUGUAGAUCAAAAGAAGUGUGGCUGACUCAUAACACUAGCAUGAGAUAAGCAAACGGGUGAAAUUGUUGAUGAUCUGUACGUGUACGUGUACAUGCUAAUAAUUAUUAUAAUAGUCUUGAGAGUAUUAAUUUAUAGUACACGAUAAACUGUUUCUUGAUCGUUUACAAAGUGGCUGUGAGAGAGACACAUUCCAACUUGCCGGUUCGAAAUUCCUAUACAAGUGUAGAUACACGGCACUUGAAAAGAGGUUGGACGUUAAUUGCUGUCUUCACCGAUGGUGUUGCCUAGAGAAGUAGCACUCGAGUAGGUUCUGGGAUAAAUUUCACUUGAUAGUAUAAUUAGCUAACAUUUGGCAAUUGAUAUCUUAGCUCAGCGAAAGACAACACUGCAAUUUGGAAAGUUAAUGACAUGUACAUGUACGUGUGAACUUAUUGAUAGAAAUCAUAAUAGUAGUUAGUUGUAAUAAGAAUGUAGGAUUAAUUUUUGUUUAACAUGUACAUGGAUUUUACAUAUUUUUCUUGAGGCUGUAUUUUUCCAAUAACUUUACUGUAUGCUUAGUUAAUAGAUUCUCCUGCUGCAUCAAUACACGAAGGUUUUCAUCAGCUAAAUAUGCAAAAAGUAGGCUCACAGGUUUAGAAAUAAUCUCACGCAAAAAGUGCAACUAACUCAUGCUUUAGCCCUUUCUAUAGCACUUAAACUUUCAUAACAGUUGUCAAACAUAGAUUCUCCUCGUAGUUUACAGUGUACUUCAAGUAUUACUACUGAAUGGUAACCUGAAUAUUUACUGUCCAGGCCAAAAAUCUCACACAAAGUAUUUUUACAGAAAAAUUUAUGCUAAAAUAUGAUAUUCUCCCAUGAGCUUAGAGAAACUAGUCUUACCUACAAGCCCACUGCAAGUAUCAAUGUGUGCCAGUCAUUUUCACCAGUUUUCAGACACGGAACACUGUUUACUACGCUCUGGUUGCUAUAUAAACAUGACAGUUACAGGGUUUCUAACAUAAUCUGCUCGUUACGAUGAUAGCUUCAGACAAUUCCCGUGGACCCCUCCGGAUACUAGGCCGUUUCACAUCCACGUCAGUACUGUAUCAUCUAUGAUAGUACUAUUAUCUAUGAAUGUUAGAAAUCGUUUCGGUUGAACCAAUAUAAUUGUUAGAAAAAUUCCAGCAUCAAUUAGACAAUGAAGAAAGGGACCAACCCUUGUAGUUAUGUACAAAGCAAGGCUGAUCUAUUCUUUCUACAGUUGUCUGGCAAAUCAAAUCAUGUAUUGUUGCAUUCAGGAAAUAUGGAUUGAUAGUAUCAGUUGGAUAUUUAAGAGAGAUAAACAGCUGUUGUUGAGACUGGAGAGACUGUUGAGCAAACUGCAACACUGUGUGGUACUGACUGAUUGCAGAGCAUUCUGAGAACUGUUGUGACCAUCCUGUUGACUCUGUUUACUUCUACGGAAAGAAUUUGAGUGAAAAAAGAAACAUCCAAGUGGAAAGACUAUGUCUACAGGUUUUCUAUCGAUUAUUGUACUGCUUGCAUUGGGCUUGGCAGAAGCAAGAAUACUUCACAAUAAUCCCGUCAACCAACUUCAAAAAAUCCCGAGGAUCACCAGAGACGCAGAAUGCUCCAAUGAAAACCUUAACUCCAUCUUCCAAAGUUGCCAGGAGAGUCUGAUCCCCGAAAGUAGUGGCUCAAUUGCAAGACAAUUCUGUGGCAGCUCUUGCAAAGAUGAAAUAGCCAGCUAUGCAAGUUCCUGUAGCCACACUAGUUUCAGCGUCAACAUCACAGGUACUUGCUUGGUGAACAACAACCACCCUCAGUGUGUAUUCGCCGUCAUUUUAAUCAGACCAGGAGUUUUGUCAUGCAGAGCAUCAGCUGUCAGCAGCAACAACGAGCUAAGUACAGUACCCAUCAACCCAAGUAUUCCACCUAUUUGCUCUUUGUAUUCUACCUACAAUUCAACAGGAGAGUACUUUCAGAUUGAGUUUGACUCUGUUCUCAUGCGACCUACCAUUCAACCACCUCUUUCUCCACCUUGGAGCAAUUGCAGCCACUACUACGAAGAUUUUGGCCAUCCAGUAUCUACAGAGGAUGAGCACAACGUUAUCGCUGAGAUUGAGUGCUCCCAAAGCCAAUUGGACGUCAUAAUAAAAGACUGUGAAGAAGCUGUAAAGCCAGUUAAUAAUAGCAACAUCUCACAACGAUUUUGUGGAGGAACUUGCCGAACUCAAAUAUCUGCAUAUGCAGCCUCUUGUAAUAUGACCUACUUCAGUCUAAACAUCACAGGAUCAUGCCAAACAAAUCUAACAGACACACAGUGCAUAUUUGCUGUUGUUUUGAUAAGACCAGGAAUCUCUGUAUGUUCAGCUACCAGUGUGACAGAUGACAACAACUUAAUAGCUGCUCUACAAACAGACACAACAUUAGAUUCGUGCUGCAUUUUGCAUUCAUCGGUAAACACCACUGGUGAAUUCUACGAAGUACAACCUGACCCCCUAACAGGAACCCCCCUCGUCCAACCCCCCUUGAUGCCACCCUGGGAGAGUUGCAGUGCCUACACAGAACUUACAUGUAACGCUGUGACCACAACGAUGAGCACUACAGCCACUCACCAGCCUACAGCCAGAGCUACCACUCCUCCAAAGCCUGUCUCGACUACAACUGAACUAGGUCUACCACCUUCAUCAGACUCAGCCUCAUCCAUGCACCCAUCAUUUCAUGUACUGUUUUAUGUUUUCAUUUUCAUAUUCAUUCUCAGUGUUUUAUAAGUUUUUUAAAACAUUAUAACAGUUGCAUAAAAUAAAA
Messenger RNA from Halichondria panicea, 3237 nucleotides. RefSeq lists its product as uncharacterized. The transcript is spliced from 2 exons. NCBI's taxonomy places the organism in Eukaryota, Metazoa, Porifera, Demospongiae, Suberitida, Halichondriidae. The record is from RefSeq and is a predicted model, not a curated record. Bases 1932 to 3200 code for a protein of 422 amino acids.